AUGGAGGACUUCAAAUCCCACUCAAUACCCUUCCAAUCUCCAGUCUUCACUUUAGCGACACACCCUUCCGAGCCACUAUUUACAGCGGGACUCCUGUCAGGUCACGUAUACACUUACACAUGGCCCAAAGAAGUCCCAUCGGACGAUGAAGCCGAAGCUGAAGAUGGUCUCCCCGGUGGCUACAAAGUCGCAUGGAAAACUCGACGUCACAAGGGUAGCUGUCGCAGUGCAGCUUACAGUAAUGAUGGCCAAGUUCUAUACACAGUCGGCACCGACUCGUUAAUAAAAUGUGCUUCCACCAGCACAGGACAAGUCAUCUCGAAGGCCCUCGUCCCUUCCUCGGACUCGUCGGACUCUCCGACUCACAUUCACCCAUUAAACCCCCAUCAUCUCCUACUUGGCACUGAUUCCGGCACGAUCCACCUGUAUGACACUCGAACCUCCCUCCCUUCAAAGCCAGCUACAACAUGGUCGUCCAUUCACGAUGAUUACAUCUCCUCCAUUUCAUCACUCCCACCAACCUCCGAGAGCACCUCAAACCUACCCAAACAAUUCGUCGCAACUGGUGACUCAACAUUAUCCUACCUGGACGUUCGAAAGGGUCUCAUCCAAAAAUCUGAUGGUCAAGAAAACGAAACAUUAACAUCAUGUGUCGUUUCUGGUGUUGGGAAAGGUGGAAGGUCUACUCGUGCAUAUGUUGGUAUGGGUGAUGGUAUCAUCCAUGCCUUCGAACGUGGGGUUUGGGGUGAUAUGUGUGAGAGGAUUAAGAUUGGAGGGAAGGGGGAUGAUGUAGAUUGCGUGGAGGAGUAUGUACAAGAAGGUGAUAUGGAAGUUACAAAGGGAAGGUGUAUUGUCGCUGGAUGUGGAGAUGGGACGGUGAAGGUUGUAAGGUUGGGUGGGAAUAAAGUGGUUAGGGUGUUUGAGCACGCGGUUGGGGAGGAUGCAGAGGAGGAUGGGGUCACAGCGAUAAAAUUUGACUGUGAUGGAGCCAUGAUGACAGCCGGUGGAAGUGUGGUGAAGAUUUGGUAUCAAGACUUUAGAGUCGCGAAGGAGGAUGAAGAUGAUACAGAUGAUAAAGAUGAUAAGGAAGAGAAGAAACAGGACGACAGUGACGAUGACUCGGAUAGCGAUUCUGAUGACUCUGACAAACCUGCAGCAAAGUCGAAAGGCAGGAAAUUGCAAUCCGAUUCCGAUGAUAGCGACGAACCUAGUGGCUCGAAGAGUAGCCAGCGUCGAAAGAAGAAGCGAAAGAACAAACAUCAGGGGGUUGGCCCUAAGAAGUCACUGUUUAGUGGACUCGACUAA
Orbilia oligospora ATCC 24927 is the source of this 1305-nucleotide messenger RNA. RefSeq lists its product as uncharacterized. The record is from RefSeq and is a predicted model, not a curated record. The transcript is spliced from 2 exons. NCBI's taxonomy places the organism in Eukaryota, Fungi, Ascomycota, Orbiliomycetes, Orbiliales, Orbiliaceae. The coding region runs from base 1 to 1305 and encodes 434 amino acids. Gene Ontology annotation, molecular function: protein binding.